CUUUCCGCCAAUGAGAUGCAAGGGAACCCUGUUUCCUUGGAAACGGGGCCUCCAUAACACUUUUCUUGCCUCUCGUUUAUAUGAGCCUCUCAGUCAUUCCUGUCUUUCCAGGCAGUGGCUUCGUAAAGGAAUGGAGGUGUCCUUUGAAGACGUGGCUGUGUAUUUCUCGGAGGAAGAAUAGACAUUGCUGGACGAGGAGCAAAUAGCCUUGUAUAGGGAGAUCAUGACGGAGACCUAUGAGAAUGUGGCCUUCAUGAAUGACACUGCCAACAAGCCCAAGCCCCAGACUUCAACACCUUCCAAGAGUCUAGGGGUCGGCGUGAAAGCACCUGUCAAACGUUUCAGGUUAGAACCUCUGGAUUCAGCUAAACUUGUUUCUAAGAAGCAACGCAGUAGAGACACGUUGCUAUUCAAUCAAGUCCAAGCAUAUAUAGCUGUUAACGAUUGCUUUACUGAGCUUCGCAGAAUGGCGGAAGAAGGGAACGCCUGUUAUAUGCAUUUUAAGGAAUGUAAAAAGAAGGUGGAACAAAUCGUUUUACAUGAUAUUCCAGCUCUUUAUAAUGAAAUGAAAGCAACACUCCUUGGUCACUGUCAGAUAAGUAGAAGGUUGUCCAGGAGAGGUAAAGGAGAGCAGAAGAAGCCCCCUCCAAGAGGCCUGUACUGGAGGGGACGUAAAUUGGUAAGCAAGGCGAAAAAAACUCUUGCCAAAUCCAAAAUUAACCAAAAACGUAAACAGGCUCUGUACUCAAGGAGGGCAGGCCCAACUACCUCUUCUACUAGUACAGACACACAGAGGGAAGGGCAUUCUGAACCUGCCGAGGGGGAACACCAACUCCAACACGUAGACUCCCCAUCUAAUGAGGAAGAGCACCAACUCCAACACGUAGAUUCCCCAUCUAGUGAGGAAGAGGACCAACUCCAACACAUAGACUCCCCAUCUAGUGAGGAUGAGCACCAACUCCAACACGUAGACUCCCCAUCUAGUGAGGAUGAGCACCAACUCCAACACGUAGACUCCCCAUCUAGUGAGAAUGAGCACCAACUCCAACACGUAGACUCCCCAUCUAGUGACGGGGAGUACCAACCCCAACAGGUAGACUCCCCAGGUAUUGAGGAUGAUGGGUCGCCUCGUGUGUUUCCAGAACACGUGCGCUCAUGACAUUCUACCUAUCCAAAAUUUAAUGCGUUGCGUAUUGGGGCAGCAUGCAGUUUAAAAAAUUUAGAAACCGUGAGAUCAUACGCUGAGGUUAUAAACACAUUAUACGCUGCUACCCAAGGUGUCUUAGAUGACCUGGACCAGAGAAUUGAUCCACACGAUUGUGUUCAGGUGAGAUUAGAAGCCUCAGGGCUACAAAAUCCCCUCAUAUUUUUUAAAAGAAGAUGGGAUCUCUUUAAUGCUAAGAGGUUUCUGGCCUAUGUGAGCCUUUGCUUGCAAAGCAACAUGAAAGUAUGUGCGCAUGCGGAUUUUGAGCUCGUAAUCACCAUAAUAAAACGGCCAGAAAAGUGGUGCACAUCGAAAACUGGGGUCCCUCCCUGCCAGUGAAAUAAUUCGCAGGAAGAGACAGUAAAUUGUAAUAGAACUAUAUACAGUAGAGUCUCACUUAUCCAAUAUAAACUUGCCAGCAGAACGUUGCAUAAGUGAAAAUGUUGGAUAAUAAGGAGGAAUUAAGGAAAAGCCUAUUAAACAUUGAAUUACAUUAUGAUUUUACAAAUUAAGCACCAAAACAUCAUGUUUUACAAUGAAUCGACAGAAAAAGCAGUUCAAUACACGUUAAUAUUAUGUAGAAAUUACUGUAUUUACAAAUUUAGCAUCAAAACAUCACAAUGAAUUUAAAACAUUGACUACUAAAAGGCUGACUGCGUUGGAUAAUACAGAACGUUGGAUAAGUGGAGGUUGGAUAAAUAAGACUCUGAUAUGUUUAAAGGGGAAAAUUGAAAACUAGAUGGAUAGCAGUUUCUUAUUAUGAUCAUUGUUAUUUUCAAUUAGAAUAUGCAAAAUGUUAAUAUGCUCAAUGAUGAUAUGUAUAAGUUGUAUUAAGGUGUGCAAUAUAUGAAUAUGUCUUUUUAAAUACCAUGUACUUUCCCAUCACAGAUACAGGUUCUUUAUUGUUGCAUUUUUAGAAAAAUUGUCAGUUGUAUAUUCUGAUAAUAAAAAAAAUUAAAAAGAGACAA
Anolis carolinensis (green anole) is the source of this 2172-nucleotide messenger RNA. RefSeq lists its product as uncharacterized. Lineage: Eukaryota; Metazoa; Chordata; Lepidosauria; Squamata; Anolidae. Bases 224 to 1159 code for a protein of 311 amino acids. The record is from RefSeq and is a predicted model, not a curated record. The transcript has 4 exons.